AGGAAAACUCCCAUCUUUUCCCAACAAGCUAGAGAGAGACCCAGGAGCAGCUGAGAGGGGCAGCGUGAAAGGAAACCCUGGAUUAUUAUUCAGUCUUCUAAAUAUAUGUUUUAAAGGGACAGCUCCCUGUUUCCCUCCGGCUCCCACCUUGGCGUGGGUCGGGUUUACGAGGUGAGGAAGCCGGGGGGAGGGUGGGUUUUCUCACCAGGCCUGGCCCGCAGAGUGAAAGGUGGAAGGGGUGAGAGAGAAGAGACGCAGCCUGAGACGUGAGCAAAGAAAGGAACCAGUUAAGAGUGGAACAAGCUAUUCACCCUGCAGAGCUUUUAAACCCAUUUAUAAUAUUAUUCUCCUGUCAGUUCUAGAAAACUCCUCAGCGCAGUGAUCAGCAGUUACAGGGGGCAUUGAAUCUCUACUUAUGGAGUAGGAGACCAUUCAUUGACUCCUCUACCAAAACUGCAUGCAACAAACUCAUCUGCAGAAAACGGUGUCACUGUUCCGUUCUAGCUCAAUGGAAAUAUUUGCUACGUUCCUCUCUUCAAUUUCCUCUCACUUCUUGAUCUCCAGUGCGGUACAGGGUAACAGCACAUUGCAGAAAAGGAAGCUUUUCUCAGUUUGUGACAACAUGUGGAAAUAUCCACAAAAGAAAUUUGGGGUUUUGGAUAUGGAUUGGAAGCAAAAAGAGACAUAAUGUUGCUUGUAACUGGGUAACUCUGGUGAUGGAUGGAACUACUCCACAAUUUGAAGAACUUCUUACAUUUAUUAGUUAAUUUUCUUUGGUUACCUAAUGGCUUUGUCCUUUAUGUUUAAUGUGGGGAAUCAUGGCAUACAGGAAGAUUUUGAUUUGGCCGUGAACUGAACAGUAUUCACCAAAUGCAAUUUGUACAGUUUUCAGAACUGUACAGAAUUGGUCCUUUCGUCAUCAUGAUUACAUAUGGCAUGCAACUAUCUACUUCCUUUUGAUAACUUGGAAGAAUUACAAUAAAAAAUGAAUGGUGGGAAUGUGUGUGAUGGAGGCGAUAUCGAUGGGAUUCUACCAGCAGUACAAGUUCCAAUUGGUUGGCAUCGGCAAGUUGAUCAGAAUGGUGUCCUUUACAUUAGCCCUAGUGGUUCCCAGCUGUCAAGCUUGGAACAGGUUAAAGCAUAUCUCCUUGCUGAUGGAACUUGCAAGUGUGGAUUGGAAUGUCCACUUAUUCUUCCGAAGGUAUUUAACUUUGAUCUUGGAGUCGUAGUGAAACAAAGAACAGCUGAAGAUGUUAAAGCUGAUGAAGAUGUGACAAAACUGUGCAUUCACAAGCGAAAGAUCAUUGCUGUAGCUACACUACAUAAAAGUAUGGAAACACCACAUCCAUCUCUAGUUUUAACAAGCCCUGGAGGUGGAACAAAUUCCACUCCUGUGGUUCCUACACGUGCUGCAACUCCAAGAUUGACUCGGAAUAAACCACUGGACGGAACAGCAAAUUCUUUGCUGUCAGAAUGUAAAAACCCCUUUAAACUUAAGAUGAAAGAGCAUGUUAGUAGUCAGCAACAUGAACAUCAUUCUGUCUAUCCAAGACAGAGGUUAGGUAGUAGUGAGCAUGGACAGAAGUCUCCAUUCCGGAUGGCUCAUGGUGCAAUGCCAAGUCCAGCUUCAUCUGGAUCACAAAUUUUUGGAGAUGGAUCUAUUUCGCCUAGAACAGACCCACUUGGAAGUCCUGAUACAUUUGCAAGAAACAAUCCUAACUUCCAUGCCCUAUCAAACUCUAGCCCUAUUCCUGUUAACAGAACUCCAGUGUCUCCUCAUUCUUUAUUGUUGCAUGGUUCACCAGUGCAGCCAUCUUGUGCAAUUUCUGGAAGGACUAACAUACCUCUUUCCCCUCCAGUAUUAAAGAAAGCCCUUUGUAACUAUCCAUCCAACAUGGAUGUCUCACGGGCAAUGUUUCAUCAUAAACCCACACAAGGCCCUCCACCUCUGCCACCCCCACCACCUUGUUCCCUUCAGAAAAAGCCAUUAACAUCUACAGAGAAGGAUCCACUUGGUAUUCUUGAUCCCAUUCCCAGUAAACCAGUUAACCACAAUCUAAUGCUCAUCAGCAACCCUGCAUUUCAUUCAAAUGUUCACUCUCAGGUACCUGUGAUGAAUGUAAACAUGCCCCCUGCUGUUGUUCCUUUGCCAAGCAAUCUUCCUUUGCCAACUGUUAAACCUGGUCAUAUGAACCAUGGUAAUCAUGUUCAGAAAAUUCAACAUUCAGCCUCCACAUCCUUAUCACCUUCACCAGUAACAUCACCAGUUCAUCUAAUUGGCCCUGGAAUUGGAAGAGUAGAUGCAUCGCCCCAAAGAUCACGUUCAUCCUCCACAUCAUCUGACCAUGGAAAUUUCAUGAUGCCUCCAUUAGGUACACAGUCUAAUUGUGGUGGUAUAAAAGUUCCACCAAGAUCACCAAGAUCUACUAUGGGAUCUCCAAGAUCAUCAAUGCCACCCAGCCCUUCUUCAAAAGCAGAUGGAAGUAAUCAAUUCAAAGAUAUACAUAAUACAUUGAUAUCUGGAAUAAGCAAUGUAUUACCUUCACACAACAACAUGUUUCCCUCUACAUCAGUUAGUAGUGCCCCUUUGAAGAGCCAGGCAGGUUUGUUGGGUAUGCCCUUAAACCAGAUAUUAAAUCAGCACAAUGCUGCCUCUUUUCCAGCCAGUAGCUUACUUUCAGCAGCAGCCAAAGCACAGCUAGCAAAUCAAAAUAAACUUGCUGGCAAUAACAAUAUUAGUACUUCUGGAACUGUUGUCAGUUGUGGCAACAAUGAAGGAAAUAGCACUUUAAACACCAUGUUCGCUCCUACCAAUGUACAUUUAUCAGCAGGGGAAGGGCAAAGUGGUCGUGCAGCUCUGAGAGAUAAGCUAAUGUCUCAGCAAAAAGACUUGUUAAGAAAGAGAAAACAACCAACUACAACAGUGUUGAGUUUGCCUCGACAGUCACAAGCAGAUAGUACUGUAAUUCCUAAAUCUGGACCAGAUUUGAUGCGAAAACAAGAGCAAAGUUCUUUUUCCACAAAUUCUAUGUCACAACUACUCCAAACUAUGAGUUGUCAGAGCACUCAUAUGAGCAGCAAUAGUGCUACUGGGCCUGAGAGCUCAAAUAUAGUAUUAACUACAAAUCAGCCUCAUUUUCCAGAUAAAGGAUUGAAUUCCAGACACCUUCAUAAUUCAUUAACACACAAUUUACCUUUCCGCGGGGAAGGUGUUUCUUGCCAGAAUCCAAACACAAAUUUUGUUCAUGGUGGCUGUCCAGUUUCAAAUAAACAUCUUACAAUAAUCAAUCAAAUGCAAAAUGGUGGGAACUAUGGGAUGCUGAACCAUCCUGGAAUUGCUUUAGGUAAUUCUUUACAUCUGAAUGCAUCUCAAAACAGAAUACAGACAUCAACUAUGCCAAUGAUACCAAACAACAUUGUUAACAACUGUAAUCAAACAAGUUCUGAUGCAGGUUCUGUUCCUGUUUCAUCUGUAUCUAUUGCUGGAGUGGGUCAGCCGGCUAUUACAAAGACUACAUCUGUCCUUCAAGAUGGUUUAAUUGUCACUUCUGCAUCUGGAAGUUCAUUGCAAAAUCAGCUUUCUUUGAGUGGAGCUUUUGCUUUUGCUGAACCUGAGCACCCAGCUCAUUUUACAUCAAACUCUUCAAACAAUCUUCCACACCCUGUAAAUUCAGCACUUUUGAGUUCUUUACCUAUGUCUUUGCCAAUGAAUCAACAGCAUCUCCUAAAUCAGAACAUCCUGCAUAUGCUACAGCCUUCACCUGGAGAAGGUGAUAUGUCUUCAGUGGGAAGUACCUUGAAUAACCAUCAACUAUCUCAUCUUCAUUCGUUACUAAGCAACGCUCAGAUGUUCCCUGCAAACUCGCAACAGCAACUUAUUCAAGGGUGCCAGAAUCAACAUGUAUUACAAGGGCAUGCUCCUGGGCCGACUAAUACUAUAAAUCCAAUGGCCUGUUUGUUCCAAAACUUUCAGGUGAGAACACAAGAAGAUUUGAAUUUAUCAAACAAAGAGAUAAGCACUCAAAUGGGCGCUUCUUCUGUAGCGGAGAAUCACAAGAAUACAUUUCCUUCAUUUCGUGAUAACCCCUGUAACAUGCAGCAGAGAACUGAACAGUUUCAAAGGCAACAAACAAAAGAAAAUUUAAGAGAUGGGGAUAACUCGGUAGAUGCAAUUUACAAAGCUGUUGUGGAUGCUGCAAGUAAAGGAAUGCAAGUAGUAAUUACAACUGCACCUGGCAGUACAACACAGAUGAGCCCCAUUCCAGCUCUAAGUGCUAUGAGUGCCUUCACUGCAUCAAUUGGUGAUCCUUUGAAUCUGUCUAGUGCAGUCAGUGCAGUUAUCCAUGGAAGAAAUCAUGAGAACUCUGACCAUGAUGUUGGAACUAGAAACAGAGGAAAUCGAAUAAGAAAAAACCUGGAUCAAGGUAAACAUUUGAAUGAAGGGAAUGGUUGCGAUUAUUACAAAUCAUCUGGAUGCAAUGGUCCUAAAAAACAAUGGAAUGGAGGUCAAAGUCCUGGUGAAUCUAAUAGGUGGAAAUUUGAGGAGUUUUUGGAACAUAGUGCUCAGAUCCACAACAAUCCUUGUCAAGCAAGGCAUAACACAUCUUUAUUGCACUCCUUUGAAGAAGAACAAUGCCAGAUUUUGAUACCACCAAGAAACUGUCAUAAUGAUAAAAUUGUAGAUGAUCAUUUUAGAUAUAACCAUUUCAAAAGAACUAUGCUUAGUUUUAAAGAGAGGCUGGAGAACACUGUAGAAAGAUGUGCACAUAUAAAUGGAAAUCGACCGCAGCAGCAUAGAGGUUUUGGUGAUUUGCUAAGCAUUCCUAAGCAUGAACCACCCAUGGAAGAGCAAUCUCCAAGCUCUUCGAAUAGCUUUGAAAGCUCUUUAGCAAGAGACUAUAUCCAUUACAAUGGAGAGUUUCAUGCCAAAUGCAUAAAUGGAUGUGCCCCUAGUCCUUCAGACACUAAAAGCAUCAGUAGUGAGGAUGAUCUUAGAAUACCAGAUUCCCCUUCUUCAAAUGAGUUAAUACAUUAUAGACCAAGGACGUUUAAUAUGGGUGACUUGGUCUGGGGCCAAAUCAAGGGACUUGCUUCUUGGCCUGGAAAAUUAAUGAGGGAAGACAUGCACCACUCAUAUAAUCAACAUUCGGAGGAUGGGAAGGUCGAGUCUGAUAAGCUGAAGACACUGACGGAAGGCUUGGAAGCUUAUAGUCGAGCCCAGAAAAGGAACAGAAAAAGUGGAACACUAAACAACCAUUUAGAAGCUGCUAUACAGGAGGCAAUGAGUGAACUGGACAAAAUAUCUGGGAGUGUGCAUCAAAUUCCACAGAGGGAUAGACAUUUGAAGCCUCCAAAGCCAAAACGGAGAAAGAUCUCUAGAUAACAUUGAAUGUCUUUAAUUAUGAUUGAGAUCAUGCACAUAUAUUUGUAUAUUGGUAUUAAUAUAUGUAUAUCAAUAUUUCUAUGAUGAUUGAUAGAUACUGCCACCUGCUGUAUAGUGAAACAGUGGUACAUAUUUUUGCAAUGAGGCACAUGGGCUUAUAGCCAUCAUUGUCUUUAAAAAGAAAACCUAAAAUUGUGUGAUUGAAUGAAGAUGCUUUUUUUAUGAUACUACAGUUGUCAUUAUGAAAAUAGUGCAAAUUUGUCAGAUACAUUUUCAAUGUGUACAUAGAAAAUCUAGAAUUUCAUGGUGAUACAUGAAUUGUAAAUAUUGUAUAAAAUUGUCAUGUAAAAGCGUAUUUUAAUGCACACUUUAUCUUUUACUGUACAGUAAUGUACAAAAAUUAUUUGGGUUUCUAUCAAGUGCACAUUUUAAAGGUUACCAUUGUAUAGUGAUAAUAGUGAUACAGCCUAAAUACUUUUAUAUGAUCAUGUAAGCAAUGCUGUUUUUGUAACUGACAGCAGAAGUCAGGCAUGAUUAUGUAAUAACCUUAACUAUAACACUCACUCCAUGCUUGUGUCCAUUUCUAACAGUUCGGAAUGAACCGUGCCUGGAAGCACUCUAUUUUGUUUCAGGUCCCUGUAGGAAAGUGAAAUCUUGCAAAAUCCUAAGGGAAAUGUGAUUGCAUGAUAACUGCUUAUAUUACAAACUGCAAUAAUUACUUUUAUAUAUUUUCUUUUAACCUAUUUAUCCCUUUAUGAGCACAUGCAACCACUGCUUUCUGCUCUUAAAGGAAUGUAGGAACCUUUGGUUUUGUACUUUUGUUUUAUAUGCCAGAAUCCAAUACAAAAUAUCAUAUUUUAAAGCUCAUCACAAAGGCAAACUAAUACCAAUGUUGUGAUGUGAAAGACAAGACCACAGACCCGAAGUUUCACUGGUCUGGUGCAUUGUACUUUCCACAUUGUAAUUGCUGGUGUUCCCAUUCCUGACAUUGUAAUUGUACUUGUUUGGUGCCUGGUUAACUUCCAACAGUUUAGAUAUUCUGUUUCUUGUUUUAUUUAUUCAUACAUAUGAUGUGCUAGAUACUCCUUCUUAAUGUUUUGGUUGUAAAGCCACCCAUAGAACUGAAGGGAUCACUUGCUAUAACCCGUAAUAACAACUAAAGUAAAUAAUUGUAGCUUAUAUAGCUAAUUUAAUCAUUGCUUCUAUAUUACACUAAUAGUUGUGUAAAACAGAGUAACAAGUUAUGUACUGUAUUGAUAUUCAAAUCUAAGUAAGCAUGUAUUUUCCAUUAUCAUCAUUUUAAAACCCAUUACUCAGUAUUAAUACACAAAACGCUGAGGUGGCUGGACUCACUACCAGGAGCUUAUUUUUUUUAUCAGUAUUAUGUAACAUAUCACAGAUUUUAUUUUAUUUAAAAAUAUAUUUAUACUGUUAACAGAUUAUAUAUUAAUGUGGCUGAAACAUGCAAGUUAUUUUAUUAACCAAAUUAUUUAUAUUACGAAAGUGAAAAUGUGAAACAAAAAAAAAACAAAAAACACUACAAAAUAAAAAGAAUACAGUACUGUAACAAGAAUUACAAACACUGACAUUUGUAAUAAAAUAUUAUUAUAUGUGUAUGUAUUUAUAUAUGUUGGUGUGUGCAGAGAAGCAAUAUGCACACACUAAUGUGUGUAUAUAUAUAUAUAUAUACAAAAUAGAAUUUGCUAUUUUCUUUUUCUUCGUCUAAUACCUGGUGGAUUACAACAAGCUACAGCAGCCUGAAGUCAAGAUUUCUCUCUUCUAUGAGUUAGGUUCAUUUAUUCUUACGUCAUGGCUGGGCAUCUUGACAUGGUCUCCUUAUGUGAAGCAAUCUGUUUAUUCAGUUAACUCACUUUGUGGAACAAGCAAAGUGCUUGUUAUUUUAGAUCCGUUAAUGUUAUAUUUUUAAUAGUCUGCAUUUCUGCUGGAAUUGUUUGCACAGAUGUUUAUUCAUAAAUAUGUAAGCGUGUGUCGUUAUUUUUGUUUGUUUUUUUAAAAAUGUUUCAUUGUUGUCUUUCCGAACUCUUCAUUUGUGGCGUUCAGCCAUUUUGUUGAUGUUUUAAUUAAAUUAAGUUUGUUCUUCCUCACCACAGCAUACUUUACAUCAGUAGUUUAUGUAAAGUAUUUGUGUGCAGAUUGGUUAUAAUAGUGUGAGGUGCUAGGAAUAGUUUCUCUCAGUCCAUACUUUUUUUUUCCUUCUGAGUUUUAAUGGUUUAUGUACACAGUCAAUGUAAAUAUUGUGAGCAUUACAGGUCAUGCAGUGUUGUGACAUUUUUAAAAAUGUUGCACCAACUUUACAAUUAAAAAAAUGGUCACAUACUUGAAAUUCUACCUGUAGAGCCAUUUAUUUCUGUGUUAAAGCUUUUAACAGGUAACUUUACAAACAGUGUUGCAAUAUUUUUAUUCAAUAAAUCUAUAUUUAUCUUUUCUAUGAAA
Bombina bombina (fire-bellied toad) is the source of this 7837-nucleotide messenger RNA. RefSeq names its product methyl-CpG binding domain protein 5 (gene MBD5). The transcript has 14 exons. Gene Ontology annotation, cellular component: chromocenter; nucleus. Lineage: Eukaryota; Metazoa; Chordata; Amphibia; Anura; Bombinatoridae. Bases 986 to 5383 code for a protein of 1465 amino acids. Gene Ontology annotation, molecular function: chromatin binding; DNA binding. The record is from RefSeq and is a predicted model, not a curated record.